This is a messenger RNA of Hermetia illucens (black soldier fly), 408 nucleotides long. RefSeq lists its product as uncharacterized. The coding region runs from base 1 to 408 and encodes 135 amino acids. The transcript has a single exon. The record is from RefSeq and is a predicted model, not a curated record. NCBI's taxonomy places the organism in Eukaryota, Metazoa, Arthropoda, Insecta, Diptera, Stratiomyidae.
AUGUUGGAAAAUGACCGAGCCAAACUACUGUGGGAUCAUACUAUAGCCACCGACCACAGUGUGUAUCACAAUAGACCCAAUUUAGUUCUGUUUCUAAAGGAAGAACGAGCGUCCUUCAUCAUCGAUGUAGCCGUACUAUGGGACCGGAACACUGUUGAAAAACCGCCAGAGAAAAUCCGAAACUACGGCGCUUUAGCGGGCGAUAUGAAGCAGAAUUGGAGACUACAGAAAAUUGAAAUACUUCCAGUGGUGAUUUCAGUGACGGGAUUUGUCCUGCAGAACUUGCAUGAAGUGCUGAAAUCGCUCGAUUUCAGAGCUGGACUAUACAUGGAAAUGCAAAACGGUCAUCAACGCAAUCUGUGGAUUUUGGCUUUAAUCCGUAUUGUCUUCUAUUUAAAAUCUAUGUAG